Molecule: messenger RNA, 816 nt
Organism: Anopheles nili
Lineage: Eukaryota; Metazoa; Arthropoda; Insecta; Diptera; Culicidae
Gene: Rsph9
Product: radial spoke head protein 9 homolog
Exons: 1
Coding region: 1-816 (271 amino acids)
Biological process (GO): motile cilium assembly; cilium movement involved in cell motility; axoneme assembly
Cellular component (GO): axoneme
Source: RefSeq, a predicted model, not a curated record
AUGGAGAUUGAUCACUUUGCCGAACUCGUGCCGUACCUGUCGAACUUUCUGCAUACGAUCCCAACCGCCUCGCAGCUGAAGCUAGAGUGCUCACUGAGGCUGCUCAAACAGGAUCACCGAUUGGGAGCGUUGUUCUUUCUCGGCCACCUGGAGGCCCAUUCGGUGACGUAUCUGUUGGCGUUCGGGUCACCGGACAUGGAUUUGUUUCGGCAUCGCAAGUUCUACUACAGUCGCAAUGGCAUCGAUUGGCAUCUGCUGCUCGAACCGACCAGCUGGAGUGAUGACUGGAGCCAGCUAUGCUCAGAGUUUACCGGAAACGAACGGUUCGUGUACAAACUGCGCUCGCUAGCGUCGGGAAGCCCCUGGCUGGAGAUCCGCGAGCAGGAUCGGCUGUGGUACGUGAUGUACGCGAUCCUUCGCGAGGCGGCAGCUGUCCCGCGAGGUGCGCUGAGAAUGUCCAGCGAUAAGGAUAUCGUGCGGAAUCCGUUUUUUUGCGGGCUGCCCCACGAUGAGGCGGCCGAACUGCAUCAUUACCAACACUUUCGGGUGCCGGAGCGAGCGGCUGAGGAAAAUUUGCGGGGUCGCGCAGAGUGUAACCUGUCGAUGGAUGUGUUCGAUCGGCUCGAGGUGGAUGUGCUGCCUGAGAGCAAGAGCUAUAGCUUACGGAAGGAUGAUUCGGGCCAGGUGGCGCUGCUCAGCUCGCUUCACUGGAUCGGGAUGGAGAUUUUCCACAAAGCGAACACGCCCCUGUACGGGUUUUACUAUCGCGGGGAUGGGCGCAAAAACUGGGACCUUCCCUUCAUGGUUGAUUUGUGA